CAACCGCCAAUAAAAUGUAAAGAAGAAGAAGAAGAAGCAGUCACAUGACCACGUGGAUGUGGUUUAUGGAUCCUGUCAAAGGCCCAAACAAAUAUCUUUUACUCAUCGGAUACAUUUUCACGUUAAGUUCACACUCAGUGAGAUUAACUGUCGCGAUUCAUAGCUUGGAAACAUCAUGUCGUGGGUGAAAUCAGUGGCGGCUAGUGAGGAUGUGUUCGACGAGGAUGUGGAUGAUAAUAGUCUCCAGAACAAAGAAUGGAAAUACAACAUGGAAAAACGCGCAAAGGAUGGUUUCAGAGAUGGCAGUGAUGCAGAGAAAGAAGCGUCUCUACAGGCUGGUUUUAACAUGGGAUACACGGAAGGAGCCACUAAAAUGACAGUCAUCGGUCAGCUUAAAGGAAUCAUGAGUGCUGUUUGAUGCUGGUGUCAGAUUCAGCUGACUGGAAGCCCUGCUUUAGCAUCAGUUACUGAUGUGCUUCAGAGAUUGGAGACGCAUGAGGACGGACUGGUGGAGGACAUGAGGAAAGCCCAGCAGAGGCCUCCACCUAGUGUGACUGAGAUGGUGGAUGACAUGGAGGACCUAAAUGUCGAGCAAAGGAACCAAGGUGGAGAAUCUAGGUGCUCAAAUAAUGGGGACUGUUGUGGGAGAGGUAGAGCGAAUAAUGACUGCUGUGGAAACGUUGGAGGCGUGAGUGAAGAUUCACCAAGAACUCUUUGCCAGCAUUCUUUGUCUACAGGAGAGAGUCUGAAACGGCUGCUAAAGUGCUGCUUGGACUUAUUAACAGAACUGGGGAUUCCUGAAGAAUUAAAACUUCACAUUCAGCAGCUCAUAGACACUUGAAGUGGAUCCACUGCAGCAGAGUAUCUGAAUAACAUCCUGUGUGGGCAGGAAAUAACAAGCAAAUUCCCGGAAAGAAAAUAGCCUGUGCAUUAUUUGACUCAAAUUGAUUUGUGUAUUUAAGGGGAUUUUAUUUUUCAUUGCUGUGAUUCUAUUGAACUGCAGUUUUGCUGGAUUGUACUACAACAGUUUUAUAUUAUAAAUGAUCUGAUGUAAAGUUUAAAAACAAAAAUCAAUUCUUUCCAGUCAACCUC
This is a messenger RNA of Sinocyclocheilus anshuiensis, 1092 nucleotides long. Its product is annotated as yae1 domain-containing protein 1-like. Lineage: Eukaryota; Metazoa; Chordata; Actinopteri; Cypriniformes; Cyprinidae. The record is from RefSeq and is a predicted model, not a curated record. The transcript has 4 exons.